UUUUUUUUAAUCUAUUUUCAUAAUAAUAACAAUAAGUGUACCUCCAAAAACAAUGGCAGGUUAUCCACAUGAAAAAGCAUCUUCCUCUUAUACAAGUAGUUCAAGUCAACAAGUGAUUAGCAGACCUGUACGACAACAUCUUGUACAUGUAUUUCUUACAAUAGCCGCUCUCCUUGGUGUUGCCGCUAUUGGUGCACAUUAUGGUGGUCCUUAUUCACGACUAUCUGCUCUAUCUGGAGGAGUCAUUGAAACUGGUGCAGUUAUUGGUAGUGUAUUUGGUAUACGACAUUUAAGACAAGAUCAUAUUCUACGCUGGGGAUUACUCUUCGUAUAUGCACUCUUUAGUGGUUCAUCUUUAUCCAGUUUGGUGGCAAUAUAUCUUCGAUGGGAUCCUACUGGUACACUUCUUCUUGCAGCAUUGAGUGGAUCGGUGUUUAUCUUUUUGGGAUUUGCAGGUAGUGCAUUAUUGGCGAAUCGUCGAAGUAUGCUUUAUUACGGUGGUAUGGCGGGUAGUUUACUUGGUAUCAUGAUCUGGGCGUCCUUUGCCAAUCUCUUUUUUAUUCGAUCUUCUUCCAUGUUCUCGGCUGAAUUAUACCUUGGAUUGAUUGCCUUUGCAGGAUUUGUGGUUUACGAUACUCAAAUGAUUGUGGAAAGGGCAAGUGCUGGCAUUUUUGAUAUUCCAGGUCAUGCAUUGGAACUUUUUAUGGAUUUGUUUGCUCUUUUUGUACGAUUGGCAUUGAUCAUUUUACGGAAAGAAGAAGAACGAGAACGCAAUGGUGGAAACAGAAGACGACAACAACGAAGACGUCGACAAAAUCAAUGGGAAUCAAGUUUAUAGUGGUCAGUUUAUUUUAUCUUUUUAGUAUAAAUUUAAUUGUAUAUCAUUCUCUCUCUCUCCCCUUUUGUAGUAAUAGUCUUUUUUUUUUAUUAUAAUAAUAAAAAAAAAUCAAAAAAUUGAUAACGUUUAUUCAUU
This is a messenger RNA of Halteromyces radiatus, 973 nucleotides long. Its product is annotated as inhibitor of apoptosis-promoting Bax1-domain-containing protein. Bases 53 to 838 code for a protein of 261 amino acids. The record is from RefSeq and is a predicted model, not a curated record. The transcript has 3 exons. Lineage: Eukaryota; Fungi; Mucoromycota; Mucoromycetes; Mucorales; Cunninghamellaceae. Gene Ontology annotation, cellular component: membrane.